CCCAAAGCAAUUUGAAUCGCAUCUUUUUAUCGGGAAAAUCUAUUGCCAGAUUCAAAUUUUAGUGCCUGUAGAUUCUCGUUCAAUGUCGGAAUUUCGUAGAUGGACGACUUGUUUCGGGAAACUUUUCGUUGAUCCUAGCGAGGGCUCUUUCACAGUGACUGACUUCAAAGGUGGAAAAAGUGAAGAGCACAAGUUUUUCGCCAAGGAGUUCACGUCAUUUGCCAACCCUCCGAAUUUCGCUUCUGCUCAGCAAUUCACUUUGAGAUUCGAUUUGAGCAAGCAGCAUUCGGCUAAAUAUCAAAAACGGCGGCACGCACUCGUAAUCAAAAUUCCUGAUCGUAGUCGGAAAAUUAAGGAUAUCUACGACGAGGUGAAGAAAGCAUUUGACAGUAAAAGUCACCGUUCCCGACAUAUGAACACAUCGAAUGCCUCACCUCUGGGCAUGCUUCGCAGCUUUCCUAAUCCCUCAAAGUCACGGUCAGAGCACCGACAUCGUAUUCCGAAGUUCGUUUUCGAUGAUCCCUUGCCAAACUGCUCAGGUCCGCUAUCCCCGGGACCGGUGUUCAAAAAACCACCCAGCUUUGUCGGAAAUAAGUCCGCUCACGAGCCCAAGAAUUUGAACAGUGUCCCGGACACUUCGUCAGGAAUAGCUACUGAUAACGCGGGGAAGAGUCGAGGCCUUGAGAAUGCUGCUGCUCAAACGUCUGGAAAACCUAGCGGCAGCUCUGGCGAUGUGAUCGAAAUAAUACCUAUAGAAUCUAAACGCUCGAAAACUGGUUCGAAACCGGCUUCUUCAGUAGGCAGCAGAGGUAGUAAAUCAAUGUCAAGAUCAAAGCCAGCAACUAAUGACAUACCAAUCGUGGAUGUAGACGAAGUGGCUGGUAUCUUGAAGAGUCCCACUUCGAAAGAAUUCAAUGAGCCAGAGCCAGGAACUGUUGAUAAGAAUCAGUCGAAAACUCAAAACAGCAGAAAAUCCAGUGAAUUGGAGAAGACUUCUCAAGGAAGCAUCAUCUCACUCGUCGAGCAGGAUGCUCUCAGCACAUCACACAUUCGAGUUAGUGCUCCUUUUGACAAACGAAUUCACACUGUCACUUUCAAGCAAAAGCGAAGUGGUCGUAGCCCUACCAAACCUACUUUAGCGAAGAGACUUGCCUCCGAGUUUAAUGAUGAGCCUAUCCCCAGUGACGCCAUGAUCGAUCUCGAUGGCCUUAGCUCCUCUUCGUUUUACGGUUCCCAAAAACCUGUAUCGAAUAGAAAGCAAGUGGCAAAAUGCGAGAUCAUCAGCCCUCGUCCACAGUUAUUGGCCGAUUCGAUCUCCUCAUCUCGUUGCCUGAUGAGUCCGCCAUCUGGAUCAAAAGGAUUUCCGACUUCUUCCUUGCACAUCAGCAGGGAAGCAGUAACACCCAACCGCAAACGAAAAGAAGUGAAUGACACAGUACCUAAAGACUUCUUAAAUGAUAGCGAUGUAUUCAACAGUUUAUCUCCACCGCCAGCAGAACACCAACCUUCACCUUACUCUUACCGAGGGCUGGAGAACCUCACAAAUUCUUGCUACAUGAACGCUACUUUGCAAGCGCUUGCGUCUGUAUAUCCGUUUUACUACCGCAUGCAGAUGAUCCAGCAGCGUCGUGAAGACGGUGGCGAGUGUUCUGAAUUUGUUAGGAGGUUCAAUGACGUGCUGCAUAAUCUUGUUUCCCCAGACCGAGAGUCAGAUAUGAAAUACGGCUGCGCUACAAAAAUCUCGGUGCUUGAAGCUUUGAGAGCAGCCGCUGGAAGAGAGCUUGGAACAGAUCCUGAUUUUGGUUCUAGCAUGCAACAGGACGCGCACGAAUUUCUCGCAAAGACGUUGGAAGCUCUCGAGAAAGAGUCACUACGAAGAAGGCGAAUCAUUAAAAAUGAGAAGACAGUGGAUUCAUCGCCUGAGUGUUCACUACCGGCAGCUUCAAGUAGAAAUCCAGCAGGAGUUUUUCAGCACAAGAUCAGAGACAGGUUUGGCUGCGAGCGUUGUGCUCGUGCAAGUGAAAUGACAAAUGAUGCCAUCGAUCUCACAGUAACUGUGAGCGCGGGAGAAUCCAUCCAGAAGAUGAUUGAGAAUGCUUUAGCAAGGGAAGAAAUAGAGUUCAAAUGCGAUCAUUGUGGCACAGGCGCUGGCUUUAUGAGUCGAGCCUUCGCUACAUUACCACAGUCUCUGAUCGUUGUUGUCAAACGCUAUCGUUUUGGUGAAGCUGGCGGCAGUAAGGUUGAAGAGAGAAUUGGGGUCAGUCGAGAACUGUUUCUGAAGGACCUCUUUGUCGACUCAGAUGUAAAAAAGCAGGAAGGCAUUGCCAGGCGAAGCUUAUCACAAUCGGUUGCACCGUGCAUAAGAGAGCCUAGAGAAAAUGGGCGUGGGCGUUCUGAUGACAGCGGUGUCAGUUCUGAGGUAGAAAGCGCUAGAAGAUUGAAGGGGUGUCCUCAGGCUGAGCAUUUCGUGUCGAAGAUUUCAAACAGUUCAGCUGCCAAGGAAUUGGCCCAUAUAAACGUUUUACAAAUUUCUCACAGUUCUGGUGCCACAGAGCAAUGUGAGAACGCUAGGAGCACCACCGACGUUGCAACUAUCUCCGACUCUACUUUCAUCAACUGCACUUCGUCCAAUUCUUUGGAAAAUCCAGUUCUUCCCGCUAAAAGUGGGGAUUCCACCAGUCAAGCUGAUGUAACAUCGCGCACUUCUCGCCUGGCUCUGUCGCCGCUGAAAAUGAACCGUUCAUGUUCGGCGAGGGAUGAGAAGCUGAAUGAUUCCUUCGGAUCUCCAAAGCUUGUCAUCGUCGACGAUGUCACCAUGGAAACAAGUGAAGGAGUUGUCGACCGUCUUGAGAAGGAGAACGCGUUGUACAGUCCCUUGAAGUUGGUACCAGAAGUUGAAGGCAGAGUGAUCAAGCAAAGCGGCGGUUAUCUGAAAGAUUCUCCCGAUGUUGGGAGUGCUGGCAGUGGCAACGGUUCUACAGCAUCUCAUGAGGUGGCAGACGUUCCUAAUGAUAUCGGAUCUGCUUCUACUCAAUCAGAUGACAAUGUUUUGGAGAAGGAUGUAAAUUCUCUGAAGCUUAGUGAUAGUAGAGAUGUGCCGAGUAAACGAGCUCGCCUAGAGAGUACAGGGCCGGAAAAAUCACAGAAUUCUACGGCCGACUCUAUCAUCGUAGAGCCAAGCACCUCUUAUGCUCGUCAAGUUACUGAACCUUUGAGACCAUCAUCAAGCAUCAUGAGCUGCAUACAAACACCCACAACUCCAUCAAGAGAACAAAUUUCAGUUGUGGGAGAAGUUGAGGAAAGAAGUAUGCUCGUUUUCCGACCUGUGACAGAGGAGCGACAGAAAGCCUGGUGCGAACGGCUUGGAUUCGCAUAUGUUGGCUCUUUGGAUCGCCGCAAGAGAAUGUUUGGUAGAGAGAUCGAGUUCUCUUUGCGAGACAUCCCUCAAAGCUGUGAAGUGCGAGGAGACGGAAAUUGUCUGUUCCGCACACUCUGCUGGUGGAUCACAGGUGGUAGCGAACGCGAAUACGUGCUUCUACGCAAAAAGCUGAUCGCAUUUAUGACUAAAUAUCGCUCGAAAUUUACUAGCUUGCUAAUGAGCCAACAAGAUAUGGAUACUCAUCUGAUGAGAAUGGCAGAGGAUGGCGAAUGGGGAACUCAAGUCGAGUUAGCAGCGGCUGCUUGUUGGUUAAACGUGAACAUCUACACAUUUCUUGAGGGAAAAUGGUUGCGAUAUCGACCUCUCUUCCGAUGGAAGUCGGAUGGGAGUUCGCCAAUCUCUAUGUCACGAAAUGAGUGCAAUGACGAUACAGGAGCCAUUUUCAUAUGCAAUGCCAGCGGCUGCCAUUUCCAACCAGCGGUCAGCGUUGAACCUCGAACUGUUAAGCGUAGCUUGCGGCCGCGACGGGACAGAGACAUACUCAAGGACCCAUCUCCUUUGCGUUCCACACCGGAGCCUCCUUAUGUAUUCAAUGUUGCCGACGGUCCUGUUUACUCUUUGUCUGCUGUAAUUUGUCAUCAUGGAGAUUCCCUUUUAACCGGACACUAUUCAACAUUUGCUUUGGACGCGACCCGGCAAGAAUGGUUGGAUUGUAACGAUCAUAUAAUCACAAAGGUUUCCGAAACAGAAGUUAUUGAUAAUUCGUCCUCGUCCGGUUACAUAUUCAUCUACAAUCGCGUCGAAGAUCCUUUGAGCAGAUUAUGAUGUAGCUAUUUUUGCAUAGCGCCACCGUGAAGUCAAGCGGAUAGUCAGUGGUUGUAAAAGUCGAAGAUUAAUUAUCUGCAAAAAUUUCUGCCAUGAUCUAAAAGUGUUGUGUGCAAUAUACUCCCGUGUUUAAAUUAUUUCCCGUGUGUAUAUAGUUUCUGAUUGCCUAUUGUACCACCCUCCUUCUGAACCUGUGCUACUCCAGUGAAUCUCAAUCUCUCAACAUACCUAUCAGUUGAUUUAGUCCCAUCAGUCGACUGAGUUGGGCAUUGCCUGCCAGAGUAAUCUAUUAGUAUCUCAUGCGUCGAUUGGUAUUCUACCUCUUUUUGUAUAGCCAUUCGACCUUUCUUUAUCUGAUGCGUACCCUGUUUGAUUCUUUAUUAGCAUGCAUUUCACCUGUUUCAAAAAUCUUGUUCUGAUAAACUCACUUUUGAUCAAAAUGUAUUUGAUUUUUUUCAAUGCUGAGUUUGUCGUAAUGUUAUCUCUCACACAUGCC
Messenger RNA from Cylicocyclus nassatus, 4700 nucleotides. The record is from the annotation of a GenBank genome assembly. Lineage: Eukaryota; Metazoa; Nematoda; Chromadorea; Rhabditida; Strongylidae.